GUUAGAAGGAGCCUCAGACUUCUGUCUCUAAAGUGCUGUGCAUUGAAAAUAUAUGAGAGAAGGCUGGACCAGUAGCAGUUCCCAUGGUGACAUACAUUCUGGUGACUAGAUUAAGGUGGAAUAGGAAUGAAGGUGUCCAAGCACACAAAAUUUUGCAUUAUAUGUCUGUUUACUUUUAUUGUUAAUAAUGGUAAACAUUGCAAUGGCUAUGUACAUGACCACACAUCAGGGGAAAGCCAAGUUAACAAUCACAAUGAUAACGGGAUCUCAGAAGAGCCAUAUCUGCAAAAUGGAAUUUCAGAACUGUCAUUAAGCAAAUCUUCAUUUCCUGAAGCUGAGCAUGAGCAAAAAUAUUAUAUCCAAAAAUUAUUUCAUCGCUAUGGAGAGAAUGGAAGAUUGUCUUAUUACGGACUGGAAAGGCUUUUAUCCAGUUUGGGUCUUGGUGAGGUUAAAGUAGUUGAAAUAGGCCAUGAGAUAAUUGGCCAUGAUCCUGUUUCACAUCUGGAUGUUCUAGAUGUUCAGAAAGGAAAGCAUUUACAUGUACAUGAUCAUAUAGAAUCUCCUCCCUUUACAAAUGAAAAAAAUGAAUCAAAAAUUGUUCCAAAAAAAGAGUUUAACAAGUGUAACCAAAAAAAUUCAUCAGUGCCCAUGGAGUAUAAAAGCACCCAUAAAAAUCCCUUGCAUCAAGUUCAUAAUAGUACAUACAAUUACCAUAACAAUAGCCACCAAAAUCACAAUGCUGUAGUUAGCCAUGUGUCACUUGAAGGGCAAACAAAUGAACCAUUGACCAGUACAAAUACAACACAGGAACAAGCAAAAAAUCUUUACAAGCAUAAGAAGAGACGUAAAGGAACAAAAACCAACAAAGUCACUGUAGACUCACAGUUUGAUUUUGAACAAGGUCAAGAUGAAAACAAGCACAGUUUGAAGCCUGACCAUACCUCUGCUGCAUCUCUUAUUCCCAGGAAUGUGGAUGAUGAUGAUAAUCUUGAAUUCAAGGAACACAGACAGGGGCCUGUACAUCUUCAUAGAAACACUUAUAAAAGAGAAGCUCCUAAUGAUCAGCCAACUAUAAAAAUCCAUGCAGACUUUCAGAAAAUGCACAGUGAACAUGACAAUGAAGUGCAUGAACAUGAUGAGUGUUUAAAUGUUACUCAGCUCCUCAGUUACUAUGGGCUAAAUGUCAACUCUCCAAUUUCUCCUGACCAGUUUGCUUAUCUGUGCCCUGCACUGUUGUAUCAGAUUGACAGUAGGUUUUGCAUUAAGCAUUUUACUGAAUUAGAAGUAGAGACUUUGCAAGUAAGAGAAGGAGCAGCAUCUGCCUGGAUCUGUGGCCUCAUCUCUAUCACUGUCAUCAGCCUAUUGUCCCUUGUGGGAGUAAUUUUGAUUCCAGUCAUUAACCAAGGCUGCUUCAAGUUCCUACUCAACUUCCUUGUCGCUUUAGCUGUGGGAACCUUAAGUGGAGAUGCACUUCUUCAUCUCUUGCCCCAUUCACAAGGAGGGCAUGACCAUGCUUUAAAAGAACCUGGACAAGGUCAUUAUUUGGAUCAAGCCUCAAGCAGGGAAUUUUUGGUGGAAUAUGACAAUGUUAUGAAAGGUCUUGUUGCCCUUAGUGGAAUCUAUUUUCUCUUCAUAAUUGAGUAUUGUCUACAAAUGUUUAAAAUUUCUAAGGAAAGAAGGGGAAGACGAAACAAGUUGAAGAGCAAGCAAAAAGCAGAUGAGUCUGCUAUACAAAGAAAAUUAUCUGAUCACAAAAUAAAUCAACAGUCAGAUCCUGAAUGGCUACAACUAAAACCUUUGGCAGACCCAGCUGCAUCUGAGUCCCAGAAAGAUCAUCUCUGUCAAUCGCCUAUGAAGGUUUUUGUUGCGGUUGAAGAUGCCACAUCAAAUCUUAACAAGGAUUGCUCUUGUGAUGCUAAUCAAAGUGUGGAUGAUGGCCAAUUUGAUAAUAAUUAUACAAGAGCAGAUACACCAAAGAAACAAAGUAACAGUAAACACUCCCACCAUUCACAUGGCCAUUGCCACACAGGAAAAGUCAUGAAGGAUACUGGGGUUGCCAGUAUAGCUUGGAUGGUGAUAAUGGGAGAUGGAAUACAUAAUUUUAGUGAUGGAUUGGCCAUAGGAGCUGCUUUCAGUGCUGGCCUGACAGGUGGAAUUAGCACCUCAGUAGCUGUAUUCUGCCAUGAGCUUCCUCAUGAAUUAGGAGACUUUGCAGUGCUUCUAAAAUCUGGUAUGACUGUAAAACAAGCAGUUGUGUACAAUCUCCUGUCUGCAAUGAUGGCUUAUGUGGGCAUGUUGAUAGGUUCAGCAGUCGGGCAAUACAUCAAUAAUAUCACUUUGUGGAUUUUUGCCAUUACAGCUGGCAUGUUUCUAUACGUAGCACUUGUUGAUAUGCUUCCAGAAAUGCUGCAUGGUCAAGAUGAAAAUGAAGAAUAUGGAUACUGUCCAGUAGGACAAUUCCUCCUGCAGAAUUUAGGACUUCUGCUUGGUUUUGCUCUUAUGCUUGUCAUUGCCCUGUUUGAAGAUAAAAUAGUGUUUGACAUCCAUUUCUAAUAGUACUUUCUGUGGUCCAGAAGAUGUAGAACUUGUUUGUCCACUGACAAGAUGGUUCAAGCAGGUAAAUGAAAUCCCAAAAAUGUAAGGCAUGUUAUCCUAAUACAGUCCCACAAAGGAAACCAUUAUACUAUGUGAAACCUGAA
Bufo bufo (common toad) is the source of this 2699-nucleotide messenger RNA. It is a transcript of the gene SLC39A10, whose product is annotated as solute carrier family 39 member 10. Gene Ontology annotation, biological process: intracellular zinc ion homeostasis; positive regulation of B cell receptor signaling pathway; zinc ion import across plasma membrane. The coding region runs from base 127 to 2553 and encodes 808 amino acids. The record is from RefSeq and is a predicted model, not a curated record. The transcript has 10 exons. NCBI's taxonomy places the organism in Eukaryota, Metazoa, Chordata, Amphibia, Anura, Bufonidae. Gene Ontology annotation, cellular component: membrane. Gene Ontology annotation, molecular function: zinc ion transmembrane transporter activity.